AUGGGUAUCUUUGGCAGAUCACGAGCAAACACCACAAAUGAGAUAUCGCAACCAGUUCUUACAUUUUCCGAUGCAGCGCCUCGAGAUGAUCUUCAAUCACUAAGAAGAGUCGGCUCUUCAAGACCAAGACAAGGCGAGAAGCCUACUGGGGCAAGCAUCAAUGCGAGAGGAAUGAGACAGAAACCUCAGAAAAAUGGUAUCCAUGCAUUCGACUUUACAGUUACGCAACCUCCCGAAGGUCCGUUGACAGUGGAUGAGACUUCUGGCUUCAAUGGGAAUGGAAUAGACUCAAACACGAUUGGAAUCGCGCUUGGUAGUCCUAGUAUGGUACCACCAUCUCAAUAUCGUCCUCCGGAAUGGGCCGGUGUAUCAACACCUUCCGAAAGAGAGGAUGUGGUAACGACAAUAGUCGCCGCGCAAGGAUCCCUGCGCCGAAAACCAAGUAAAUGGAAGAAACUCGGAGGAAUGCUCAAGGGCAGGCAAAAUAAUGAUGGGAAACAAUCUGUCGCUGCCCGUGAAGGAUUCUAUCAAUUGAGUAUGAAGAACAAUCAAGAAGAUACUUCUUCUCCUUUCGUCCGGCAAUCGCAGUUUCCAACGUAUAAUACGGAUGACGAGAAGCGGCCUAUCGUCAGCAUGUCACCCCAAUUUAGUGAUCGCUGGGAGGACAUUCAACAGCCCACACCAACAGAUUCGUUAUUGGCUGUGAAUAUACCGAAGGUAGAGAUGGAGCGAUACAGUGUUAUGUUCCGUAGUGUUUUGGGAGAGAAGCCGUCGUCUAAUCUGUUGACUAGACGGAAUCAGGCGUUAAACCAGCUCCAAGUGAAUGGCAAGGAGCCUGGCCUUCAUGAACCACAAAAACCACAACGACGCGUCACAUCGCCAUCAACAAACAGAGAAUCAACCUCCACGUUGUUUCCCGGAGAUCCUCAAAAUAGCGCCAUUGCUAACGGCCUCUCCAAAACAACUGAUACCCGCGGUCUUGCUCCUCGAAGUCCCGUAAGAUCAAACACUUUUCCGCGAGUAGCCAAAAACCACCACCACGAGAAUAGUUUGACAGUUCCGGACUUCACUCCUGCUUUGUCGACUGGUACUUCAUCUCGAUUCUCUUACUCUUCUGCAGAACCAUCGCCGAUCCAUUUCAAUGGGCCAAUUACAACGGCUAGGGAUUAUAUCGAUGGCAAGAAUGAGCCGGCCUGGGAGAUGAUUACCACUAGAAAGUCUUCAUCUGUAUCUCCGGAAGACAUCACACCGGGUGCAGAGGCAUCUGGAAAAUCUACCUUGACGCCGACAAUGACAACACCGUUGAUAGCACAGGAUCAAGUUGAAGUUGGCCUAAAAGCGGAGCCUACAACUAAACCCUCAAUCACAGUACUACCACAACGAAAAGCCUCCCUACCCGCCUACGCAGACAGAGCAAAACUGAAAGUCAGAAACAGCAGCAACAGCAGCAACAAAAUCUCAGGAAAUAUCACUCCACCGGCGAACGAAACCAACGGCCAUCCACCUCCAACCCGCGCCCCUCCAUCACCACCACGCUUCCAACUCCAGCGCUCCCAAACAGUCCCCUUACCCCUAAACAUCACAAAAAGGUCCUCGACCACAAACCUCCUCCACACCUCAACCGACUCGUUCGAUAAUGAUAACGCAGCAGGAAUAAUAUCCCCUUCCCUAUUCUCUCAAACACCCGUAUCCCAAGCUCCGUCACCUUUUAUCCCGCAAACACCACAAACAAUCGAAAUCUCCAUUGCACGCUCGGUAUCAGUUUCAAAAAGGAUAAUACCGCGUCAAACACUUGUACCCCUGGGUCCGGCGAAUCCGCAACAUUUCAAUUUUGGCGCGAAUGAGAAUGAGAGGUUUGGUGAGUUGAGGCCGAAACGGGUCCCGGUUGUUAUUGAUGUUGGCCCACCUCCUCCUGCUGCUAGUGGUACCAAAGAUAGUGAUACUGGAUCAAAUACAGCUGAAGGGCAGAGUGAAGGUGGUGGUGGUGGUAGUCCGGGACAUAGGCAUCAGAAGUCGGAGCAUAUUGUUAUUGAGUCUGCCUGAUCUGAUCUUUCCUUUCUGGAUACUCGUUUUCUUCUGGUAAGAAAAUCAAGCUCAAUAGAUGAGCUCAUUCGUUGAUUUUGCUAUUUUCCAAGGUUUGUUCGUUGAGUGUUUGAUAUACCGACUUUAAUUGUUUAGA
This is a messenger RNA of Talaromyces stipitatus ATCC 10500, 2179 nucleotides long. RefSeq lists its product as uncharacterized. The record is from RefSeq and is a predicted model, not a curated record. The transcript is spliced from 2 exons. Bases 1 to 2043 code for a protein of 680 amino acids. Lineage: Eukaryota; Fungi; Ascomycota; Eurotiomycetes; Eurotiales; Trichocomaceae.